Molecule: messenger RNA, 3442 nt
Organism: Mytilus trossulus (common blue mussel)
Lineage: Eukaryota; Metazoa; Mollusca; Bivalvia; Mytilida; Mytilidae
Product: solute carrier family 25 member 36-like
Exons: 7
Coding region: 131-1138 (335 amino acids)
Biological process (GO): pyrimidine nucleotide import into mitochondrion
Cellular component (GO): mitochondrion
Molecular function (GO): pyrimidine nucleotide transmembrane transporter activity
Source: RefSeq, a predicted model, not a curated record
AUUUAUCUUCUGGUAAUUAGGAGUUUGAUGAAAACACUGGAGGAGUUCCAAAUAGCCUAGGAAAAUUUUCAAACAAUCGUCAAUAGUACCAGCGUGUUUUGGGAUGUAAACUGUAAAUUAAAGAAAAAUAAUGUCUGGAACUAACCACAUAGGAGUGCAUUUAUUGGCAGGAGGUGUUGGCGGUACUGUUGGUGCCAUAGCAACCUGUCCAUUGGAAGUUGUGAAAACACGUCUCCAGUCCUCAGUGGCACAGUUCCAUCCUGCCUACAUACAGUCGCACACCACCACAUACGUCCCUAAUGUACAACUAUACACAACUGCUGGCACUGUCUCGGCAGACACUCAGUUGUUACAGAACGGUUAUCACCAUACAAAAUCACAUGUUAGUCUUUUGAAAUGUUUAAAACACAUAGUCCAAACAGAAGGUGUAAACGGGUUAUUCAAAGGACUAGGUCCAAACUUAAUUGGUGUAGCGCCCUCUAGGGCAAUAUAUUUUUUCUCCUAUGCCAACAUGAAGAAUUAUUUAAAUACAGUGAUGAACCCAGAAACUCCUCUAGUCCAUAUUGGCUCAGCAGUAACUGCAGGUUUCACUGCAUGUACUCUUACCAACCCUAUCUGGUUCGUCAAAACAAGACUUCAACUAGAUUCAAAGAAGGACAACAGUUUAACAUGCAGACAAUGUGUCAAAAACAUUUACCAGACUGAAGGUGUGAAAGCAUUUUACCGUGGAAUUACUGCUUCAUAUUUUGGUGUAACCGAGACAGUUAUUCAUUUUGUGAUAUAUGAAGCGUUAAAGGCUCGAAUGUUGGAGAAUUAUGGAUCACAGGAUAGUCGUUCUGCUACAGAUUUUCUCCGUUUCAUGGCUGCUGGUGCUAUUUCGAAGACGUGUGCCACAUGUGUGGCUUACCCUCAUGAAGUGGUAAGAACGAGACUUCGUGAGGAAGGUUCAAAGUACAAAUCAUUCUUUCAGACUCUUAUGACUGUAGGUAAAGAGGAAGGAUUCCGUGGACUGUAUCGUGGAUUAGGUACACAGCUGAUUAGACAGAUACCCAACACAGCAUUAAUGAUGUCAACGUAUGAACUCGUCGUCCACUUGUUUUCUAAUAAUGACAGUUAUGAUGAUGAUGAUUAUGAGUAAUAAUUGACAUGAAUGUAGUAUUUUAAUAUGACUGAAUGGGCUGUGAUACUGUGUAGAAUAGUGCAUGGAAAAGUUUAGGGAAGUGUGACAAUGUCCUUGAAAUACAGGACAGGUUUAAAUGACUUAAGUUAGAGAUGUGAGAUGCUGUGUAGAUGUUGAGAUGAAUAUCAUUACUUUUUCAUAUGCCAUCAAAUUUUAAACAUACUUAUGGUGUUUAACCAUCUUUGAUGUUUAAGGAAUAAGGUGCAGAUGUUGAGGAUGAAUAUCAUUACUUUUUCAUAUGCCAUAAAAAAAAAAUAAACAUAAUAAUGGUGUUUUACCACCUUUGAAUUGUGUUCUGAUGUGAAUUGCUGCUUGUUGGUAAAUGGGAAAAAGAUGGAUGAAUGAAGAGAGAAUGUUAUAAGCUAGAAAUAGAUGGAUGAAAGAUGUCAAUAGAGAAAGAGAAAAAGCGUUGGUGUUGAAUGGAUCAUGUGUACUUUUUGUUUAUGUGUUAAUCAUUAUAUAAGUUAUAGGGCAUUUAUGAUUAGGACCUUUAUGCCUCUAAGGAGCUUGUUUUCAAUCCAUUAUGUUGUAGCUGUAUAUUACAUGGUUUGGGUUAUAACUGUAGAACUUUGUUUUCAUUGAGAUAGAUCAUUAACUAUAUGUAAUGAGUUCUUAUAUUAUUAUUUUUUUCUAUUGAUAGUUAUAUACAUACCAGUUUUUUCAUCUUUUUUCCACAAUUUGUUGUCACAAAGAAAAAUUUAAAUAUAACCCCAAAAAUGCUGAAAGCGCAAAAAAAAAGAAGAUUGAGACACUUGCAUUGUUGUUAGAAAGUAACACUGCAAUGAAGUUAUAUAUAAUGUUUAAAGUUUGUUUUUUAAUUGAAUAAUGUAGAAGUUAAUCAGAUGUAAAAGUUUUUUGGUUUUAUUUGUAAUAUUUGCAAGAACUUUUGUUUGUUACCUGUUCUUUUCUCAUUCUCAUUUUCCUCAUCUGUUAUUUUCACCACUCCCGUAUUAUUUAUUGAAUUCAUAUCUUUCUAUCCUAGCUCUGGCCUUAUUAAUGUGUUGCCACAUUGAAUUGACUAUUUAUUACCAAGAACACUUACAAUGACUUAUAUGUUAAGGGAAAACAUGGUAAAGAUUGCAUUCUUGUAGAAGACUUUUAACUACUUCUGAGAGAGAUUAAGGGAAAAAAACUGCUAAAAACACAACCUUUAAACAUCCUAUGAACAUCAAUUACACUACAUUGUGCAAACAACAGUUAUACAAGUGGGAGGUUUAGCUAGCUAUAAAGCUGGCUUAACCCACCAUUUUCCUCAUAAGGAAAUGCCUGUACCAAGUCAGGAAUAUGGUAGUUGUUUUUCAAAUGUUCUGAUUAUGGAUAGCCUUUGAAUUUGCCUUGGCGUUGGGUAUUUUUUAUACUUUUUUCUAUUCAUUUACUAAGAUAUUCAAAAUGACAGAGUCAUUUGUAUGUGCAUAAUCAUUCCCGUCAUGAAAAUUACAUACAUGUAAAGUAUGCAUGGUGCAUGAAUCGUGUUACUGUCCUAAAAUAUGAAGUAUGUAAUUGGUGAAGUUAUAUUUAAAAUGAAAGGUACCCCCCUUUUUUCAAUCAUUAUCACAUCUCCAAUUCAUAGUUGUGCUUUCCCAUACUGCUUAAUACAAUGUUAAACUUCUAGUCCCCAAUUAUAUAUGAAUGCAAUCUUUACUCUCCAGUGCUCAAAACACUUUGAUUAGAAUUUUAUAUCAUAACAAAAGACUUAAGUGCUAGAAGGUCACACAAUUUAAACGAAUUGUCAAAGAAAUAAAAAAAUGUUUGUCUUUUUCAUACACUUUAUAUUUCUUUAUUUUGUUUGAAAUCACUAAAUGCAUUAAAGUUCAAUCAUUCACCAGGCUAACGUAAAGAAGAAGUUAAAACUAGAAAUAAUAAGAAGAGUAAAACAAGUAAAGGUCAUUAGUCGAAUGAAAAUAUCAAAAUUGAGUUUAGGUGAAAUGUUAGUUCUUUUAACCUUGUUUAUGUCACAAUGGUUACUUUGAUAAAUUAUUUAAAUGAGAAUGGUUUAUUUAGGAAAAAUACCAUUUUCAAUCGUGUGAGGAAAGGACAUUCCUCUGACAUUUGACAUUAAGCAGAGAUUUCCAGGAGUAUACUUAAAUUAUGUAUAAGGGAGGUAACUACUCCUUAGCAGUUGAACUGAGUGAAUCUCUUGUAAGGGAGAUAACUGCUUUAUAAUGUCUAAUCAAAUGUAGAUUAUGUACAGAUACUUUUGUUUAUGAGAAUGAUUUGUUUCUUGUUAUUAAAAAUAUCUUGAAAUAAAAUAAUGUGAAACUA